Messenger RNA from Cokeromyces recurvatus, 2799 nucleotides. Its product is annotated as ATP-utilizing chromatin assembly and remodelling N-terminal-domain-containing protein. The record is from RefSeq and is a predicted model, not a curated record. NCBI's taxonomy places the organism in Eukaryota, Fungi, Mucoromycota, Mucoromycetes, Mucorales, Mucoraceae. The coding region runs from base 52 to 2634 and encodes 860 amino acids. The transcript has 9 exons.
UUUUUUUUAAAAUUAAUUUUUUUUCUCUCUUUGCCAUUUCUAAUUAUCAACAUGCCAUUAUUAAAUAGGAAAAGAAUACCAUUAACACCUACUAUUCCAUACGAUCCAAAGCGUAAACGUAAAGAAGUAUGGUAUUUACGCUCUACUAAUGAAGUCUUCACAAAUUACGAAUCUUAUAUUAAUAGAUUAACUUUAUAUAAUCAAGCCAUUUGGGAAUGCGAAGUGACAGGAAGAAAGAAUUUAACCUACAAACAAGCACUCGAGAGUGAAAAAUUAGAACAUGAUAAAAGAGUUGAAUACAUAUUCUCCAAACCAUUACGAAAAUGUAUUUUGGAAAAAGUUCAAUUUCAAACAAAGAGAUUGGAUGACUUAGUAGAUGACACUUAUAAUUAUUUUAAAGAGAAUUAUGUAAAAGGCGAAACAAUUCAAUGUAAAUUAAAUGAAUACAAUUACCAUGCUGAAAUUGUGGAUAUUAUACAUUCUACCAAUAAUGAAUCUCACACAGAACAUGAUGUUCCUAGACAGCCGGAUGGCCGAUUACGUUUUCCUGAUGCAUUCCUUCAUCCUGAACCUAAAUCACCCAAUAUAUAUAAUUAUAAGCAUAAAAAACAAUUUGAAGUGCAAUUAAUUGAUGAAGUAGGAAAUUUACUAGAGGAUUGCCAUCGUAUUAUUGAUGAAGACCAAAUAUAUGAUAGAGAAAAACAUAUUUAUAAUCGUUUAAAUAUUCAAAGUUUUAUACGUGAAUGCUGCUAUCAAGAUACCUACAUGAAUGCACCAUGGCUGAUUAAGCCUGCAAUUGCUUCUACUUACCAUAUAGAUACAACGUUACCUGAUCAUAUCCAAGAGCUUUAUGAGCGACUCUCUAAAAAACGUAAAAUACCAUCCUAUUAUGAACGAGAUGCAGAAAAACGAGCUAAACGAGAAGAAAUUCAACUAUUGAGAGCUAAACAAAAAGAAGAACGAGAUAGGUUACGUGAAGAAAAACGCAAACAGUCUGCAGUUAAAUAUCCUGUAGAAGAUCUUGAUUUACCCAUCUAUCGUAAAGAUCCCAACUUAAAUUGGACCCUUAUAGAUAUGUCAACAGAUUCAACUCAUGAUAUUCCAUAUCCUAGUGGAGGUCGACCUGAACGACCCACACCACAUACUAAUUCAUUAUCUCCUGAAUUGUUUGAUAUUCUUUUGGCUAUUUGGUCUUUUAUGGCAGCAUUUUCUGAACCUCUUAAAUUAUCAUCCUUUAGUUUGGAUGAAUUUGAAGCGAGCAUAUUUGGAGAAGAUAGAUCACAUAUCCUUGCAGAGUAUCAUGCAACUUUAUUAAAUGUGAUAAUUCGUGAACGUAACGAAGACACAAUGAAUGAUAUUAUGAACGGCGAUAGAAUGGAGGAGUAUUUAGAAACUCACGUAACACUAACAGGUUGGCGCAACAAAGAUCAACUUAAGUUAACUUCUAAAUGGGAUCAGAAGGAAAUUAGAUCUAGUUAUGAACGACGUGGCUGGGAGACAGUUUUGAUGGGCUGCCUUAAUGAUGUAGCAACACCUGAGUUAGUAUCUGAUCUUGAUGAAAUCCUCACUCAUCUCUAUGCAACAACAGCAUCCGAAAGAGAAAGACAAUACCCCACCUUAACACCUAAACAAAAACUAAAUAUCCUUACUUUCCUCACAGAUGUCGUAAAUGAGUCAACUCUUAUUAAAAACUACAUGGAUUAUUGCCAAGAACAAAUAUCCGAAUUUAGAAAACAAAAAAUUGAGUUAAAUAAAGAAGCCAAGAUAUUAGCAUCAAAACGAAAUCGGAUGGAUAAAAUAGAUAAAGAAGAAGAAAAGAUGGAAGAUACAAGUAGUAGUACAGAAGAAGAUUCAGAUAAUGACAGUGAUUCCUCGGAUAGUAUGUUAAUAGAUCGAGAACAUCGACAUAAAUUAAGGCAAGAAAAACUAAAGCAGAAACAAAAAGAAAGAGAAGAAUUUAACCGACAGUAUGUGGAACAGCGUCAAGUAGCUAAGGUAAAAAAUCAAGAACAACGUCAAAAAGCAAUAGAAAGACGAAAAUUAGAAGAAGAAGAAAGACGUUUAAGAAAAAAGGAAGAGCAUUUAGAGGUAUCCAUGAGACGUUAUAUGACAUUACGCAUUCGACCAUUAGGUAAAGAUCGAUUUAACAACCGAUAUUAUUAUUUUGAUAAUAUUGGAAUAUCCAAUACACAUGGAUCUGGUAAAUUAUAUGUAAAUAGUCCAAGUGAUGGUGAUAUUUUGUUAAUGAUGGAAAGAGAUCAUGCCACUGAUUUACCUGAAAGGCCCUGGGGAUAUGGUGGAGGUAUUUGGUUUAUUAAAAAAUUAAUGCAAGAACAAGGCUUAAGAGAAGAAUGUGAAUGGCUUGAAAAACGUAUAGCCGAGCUAAGUAGCGAGACACCUCCUAGUGAAUAUCGAGGAUGGUGGAAAUAUUACGAAGAGCCAGAAGAGCUUGAAAAACUACUGUCUUGGUUAAAUCCUAAAGGAAUUCGAGAAUAUAAACUGAAAAAUGAAAUAUUAAAGCAUCAAUCCGUUAUUAUUGAUUCUAUGAAUAAAAGAGCACAAGUUCUUCAAGCUAAAUCAGAAUCAAGUAUAAAACGUUCAACAAGAUCAAAAUCUUUAUUAAAUAAACCAUGAUAAGCUUUCCCGUCAUUUGCGGGGCUUUAUUUUUUGUCAUCCGAGAAAUCAUUGCCUUUUUUAAUUUUUAUUUUUUGGUGUUUUUAUUUUUUUGUUCUUUUUUCCUUCUUUUUUUCCUUCUUACUUUUUAAAUCAUAAAUAAAUUUAAUUAGAAAUGCCUCUUAG